CUCAAAUCAUAAACCUUGAAACCAAAGAGACGCAACACUAGAAAUCACCUCGGCCAUUAACCUCCCUGCCUCACAUGGAUCCGAACCCUAGUCAUAACAUGACGACGAGUAGUCUCGACUCCCGGUCGCACUGCAUGGAGAUAACGGCGAUGGAGGUACACAGGGUGGCGGCGCCGCCUGCGAGGACGAUGGCCCAGAAGCUGGGGUCGAGGCUGAAGGAGACGUUCUUCCCCGACGACCCGCUCCGGCAGUUCAAGGGGCAGCCAGCCAGGACGAGGUGGAUCCUCGCCGCCCAGUACGUGUUCCCGAUCCUCCAGUGGGGCCCCAACUACAGCCUCAAUCUCUUCAAGUCCGACGUGGUCUCCGGCCUCACCAUCGCCAGCUUGGCCAUCCCUCAGGGAAUAAGCUAUGCGAAGCUGGCGAGCUUACCACCCAUUGUGGGUCUCUAUUCAAGCUUCGUACCUCCUCUGGUGUACGCGGUGCUGGGGAGCUCGAGGGAUCUGGCGGUGGGGCCGGUGUCGAUAGCGUCGCUGAUCAUGGGGUCGAUGCUGAGGCAAGAGGUGUCGCCCGCCAAGCAGCCGCUCUUGUUCCUCCAGCUCGCCUUCUCUUCCACCUUCUUCGCUGGCCUCUUCCAAGCUUCUCUGGGACUGCUAAGGCUGGGAUUCAUCAUCGACUUCCUGUCGAAGGCGACCCUGAUCGGGUUCAUGGCCGGGGCUGCAAUCAUAGUGUCGCUGCAACAGCUGAAGAGCCUGCUGGGGAUCGUGAACUUCACGAAGCAGAUGGGUCUGGUCCCUGUUUUGACCUCUGUCUUCCGCCGCACCAACGAGUGGUCGUGGCAAACGGUACUGAUGGGGGUGUGCUUCCUGGUGCUGCUUCUGGUGGCUCGACACGUCAGCAUGAGAAGGCCGAAGCUGUUCUGGGUGUCGGCAGGCGCUCCGCUCGUGUCCGUCAUCCUCUCCACCCUCCUCGUGUUAGCCUUCAAGGCUCAACGCCACAGCAUCAGCGUGAUUGGGAAGUUACAAGAAGGCCUCAACCCUCCUUCCUGGAACAUGUUGCACUUCCAUGGCAGCCAUCUGGUUCUUGUCAUCAAGACUGGACUCAUCACUGGCAUCAUCUCCCUCACUGAAGGAAUUGCGGUAGGGAGGACAUUUGCUACUCUGAAGAACUACCAAGUGGAUGGAAACAAGGAGAUGAUUGCCAUCGGCCUCAUGAACAUCGUCGGUUCCUCUACUUCAUGCUACGUCACUACAGGUGCUUUCUCGCGGUCGGCCGUGAAUCACAAUGCCGGAGCGAAGACAGCAGUGUCAAACGUAGUGAUGUCUGUGACUGUGAUGGUUACUCUUCUUUUCCUCAUGCCUCUGUUCCAAUACACUCCCAACGUCGUGCUGGGCGCAAUCAUCGUCACCGCGGUGAUAGGCCUCAUCGACAUUCCUGCUGCUUAUGCCAUAUGGAAGAUCGACAAAUUCGACUUUGUCGUGAUGCUGUGCGCUUUCCUGGGCGUCGUAUUCAUCUCCGUCCAAGUUGGUCUCGCCAUUGCAGUUGGUAUUUCCAUAUUCAAGAUCCUCCUGCAAAUCACAAGGCCGAAGACGGUUAUAUUGGGAAAUAUCCCCGGAACGGAUAUCUAUCGGAAUCUUCAUCACUACAAGGAAACCAUGAGAGUCCCCGGUUUCCUCAUUUUGAGCAUUGAAGCUCCAAUUAACUUUGCUAACACAACUUACCUGAAUGAAAGGAUCUUAAGAUGGAUAGAAGAUCACGAAACGGAAGAAGAUGCGAAGAAGCAGUCGAGCCUUCGGUUUGUGAUUCUGGACUUGUCAGCUGUGAGUGCCAUAGACACAAGCGGAGUAUCGCUCUUAAAGGAUCUGAGAAAAGCCAUGGAUAAGAAGGGCAUCGAGCUUGUGUUGGCGAAUCCUCUCGGAGAGGUGAUGGAGAAAUUGCAGAGAGCAGAUGAAGGGGAGGGCCUGCUAAGGCCAGAUAACCUCUUCUUGACGGUCGGAGAGGCGGUGUCGUCUCUUUCUUCCUCCAUCAAGGUUCAAUCCACAAGCCAUAUCUGAUCUGUGACUUCUUUUUUGGAUGUUUGCUCCGCUGCUCCUCCAUUACAGUAUAGUAGCCCUUCCUUGAAAACAGGAAAUUAAUGAGGAAGAAAAAAGUUAAAAAGUCAGAUUAAUGUUGA
This is a messenger RNA of Rhodamnia argentea, 2170 nucleotides long. Its product is annotated as probable sulfate transporter 3.3. Gene Ontology annotation, molecular function: secondary active sulfate transmembrane transporter activity. The record is from RefSeq and is a predicted model, not a curated record. NCBI's taxonomy places the organism in Eukaryota, Viridiplantae, Streptophyta, Magnoliopsida, Myrtales, Myrtaceae. Gene Ontology annotation, cellular component: membrane. The transcript is spliced from 13 exons. Gene Ontology annotation, biological process: transmembrane transport. Bases 75 to 2051 code for a protein of 658 amino acids.